AUGACAUACCCUCCUCCGCCGACCUCCUACGAAGCACGAGUAAAAACGGAUACAAAUGCACCUGUUCGUCGAAACAUAAAGGCGAGAUCGGUAGUGGCUAUUGCGGAUAUCACGCGUAACAAUAUCAAUCAGGUGCGCAAGCUUAACGAAGCAUUGCUACCCGUGCCUUAUUCCCUAAGUGUCUAUGAUAAUGUCUUGGACGAAGAUACCAACCAGAUCUGCAAGUUGGGACUGUUCAAUGACAUUCCAGUGGGAAAUAUAUGCUGUCGUCUUGAGGAAGGAAAAGACUCGACUUUGUGGAAUGUGUAUAUCAUGACAUUGGGUGUCCUACCCACGUAUCGCUGUUUGGGUGUGGCCAGCGCUUUGUUGCAGUAUGUUUUGGACGUGGCGGGCCCGUCCAAGCAUUUGGCUGGUCGCAAGAUCGAGUCUGUCUAUCUCCACGUCCAGACAAGCAAUCCAGUGGCCCGCCUGUUGUACGAAAAAUUUGGGUUUGAGCUAGUUGAGACGCUCGAGUCUUACUACCCAUCGAUCACCCCGUCCAGCGCAUGGGUCUUUUCAAAACGUACUUAA
Malassezia sympodialis ATCC 42132 is the source of this 570-nucleotide messenger RNA. RefSeq names its product GNAT family N-acetyltransferase. Gene Ontology annotation, cellular component: NatA complex. The record is from RefSeq and is a predicted model, not a curated record. Gene Ontology annotation, biological process: mitotic sister chromatid cohesion. Gene Ontology annotation, molecular function: acyltransferase activity, transferring groups other than amino-acyl groups. NCBI's taxonomy places the organism in Eukaryota, Fungi, Basidiomycota, Malasseziomycetes, Malasseziales, Malasseziaceae.